AUGCCAGCACUGGAUCUCCCCAAAACACUCUGGGCCCUGGAGGACAGGAAAGCCCCUUUCCCAUCAGCCCAGUCUGUCAGCCCCCUCUGCCCUGAGGUCUAUACACUGGGAAGACAGGAGCUGCAGACCCUGCUGAUGCCCAGCCCCGAUGUCCCCUACCCCAGCAACUCCUCCAGCCUCACACACAAGAGCUCCAGUGACUCGAAGAAGCCUUCCAAAAAGUGUUUGAAAAGGGAGCUCUACUUCGACGAACGGUUGCUCUGUGUCCUUCUAGCCUCUGAGGAGUCUCCAACUCACAAGGACAGAGGAGAUGGGGAGAGGCUGGUCGACGCGAGGGUGGUGCAGGUGGUCCCUCUGAGGUUUGACUCUACCCCCUGUGGGGACCCUAUACAGCACAUCUCUGACGAAGACACUGUAUAUGACAUCUGUGAUGAGGACGCCGUAGACAUCUGUAAUGACACUGUGGACAUCUCUAAUGAGGCUGCUGUACCUAACAUCUUGAAUGACGCUGGAGACAUCUGUAAUGAGGACACUGCAGAAAACAUUUCUAAUGAGGACAUUGUUUACAACAUCACUAAUGAGGACACUGAACAACACAUCUCUGAAAAAGAAGACGCUGCCAAGGAGCCAUUUAUAUUGGAAAAUGGUACAUACCCUGAAAUAACCCACUUCCUGAGGGAAAAACGCUGUCUGUGGGGUAUAGAAACCUGAUUCUGGGCUCCUUUUGGGAAGGAAGAUUUGGGAUCUGGUGAGAGCAGAUGAUUUUGCAAGUAUAAAACAAUGUCCAGAGAGGCUGGAGGGAUGUCUGUGAACCAGAGGAAACACCAGGGGAUCCUGUGUGAAGCACCGGGGCUUCAACUGGGGUGGGAGAAGUGGGUGGGCCUCUCUCUAAUGACUUAUCCGGAUGUUUGUGUUUUAAAGAUCUGUUUUCGGAGAGCAUAUCUGAUGAUGAGGAUUUGUAGGUAGGUAACUACUUUCCGUGUAAGAUCCAAUGGGAGAGAGUUCCCAGGGGCCUUCAGGGUAUCCAUGCUGCUUGGGAGGUUGAGGGAGGGGGCAUGAAAUCGAAAAGAAAAAGGAAAUAUGUGUCAAAUUGGAUUUGGUCUUUUCCAAGUUUCUUGCUAUAAUGUAAGAACUCUCUUUCUGGGCUGUGAGGGUGCUGUGUGAUUUAAAGGUGAUCUUUCCCAAAACACCUGGCGUUUUCUCUUCUGCCUCUGCCUCUGCCAAACAUCACAGCCUUUGGGUUGGACUAGUCAGCACUGCUUGGGAUUGUGCAGAAGAGGUUUGGGGUUUCAUCAGGAGGCACCUGUGGCGAACAGAAUCUGAGGACACAACUCCCUCACAGGCACUUACUUGAACCUGGAGACAAAGUUCUC
Molecule: messenger RNA, 1373 nt
Organism: Chlorocebus sabaeus (green monkey)
Lineage: Eukaryota; Metazoa; Chordata; Mammalia; Primates; Cercopithecidae
Source: RefSeq, a predicted model, not a curated record